UUGGGCAUACAGUGUGUUAAGAAGAAGGAUAUUGAAGCGGCGCUUAAGGCACGCGAGGACAUACGCGUUGAUCCGUUCAAAACUGGCUUCGCACAUCGCUUCCAGCCGGGCGCCAUAAAUCUGAAUGCGGUGCGUUUGUGCUUCCAGGUGUUCAUUGAGGGCGAAAAGGGACGCUUUACAGUGCCACUAAAGCCUGUGGUGUCCGAGCCUAUCUACGACAAGAAAUCCAAGUUGGAUCUCGUCAUACAUCAAGUUUGCAGUUCGGCGACAGUUUUGGGUAAUACGCAAAUUAUGUUGCUCUGUGAGAAGGUUGCCAAAGAAGACAUUGCGGUGCGAUUUUUUGAAGAGCGAAAUGGUGUCACUGUUUGGCAAGCGUACGGCGAGUUUCAUCCCUCCGAUGUGCAUAAACAAACUUCGAUACGGCUUAAGACACCGCGCUACCGCAAUGUCGACAUAACAGAACCAGUCAAGCUGUUUGUACAGCUGAAAAGGCCUUCAGAUGGCGCUGUAAGUGAGCCGUGGGUAUUCAAAUAUGAACCGGUCGAUUCGAAUCCAGUGAUACUCAGGCGCAAGUGCCAACGGAUUGGUCUACGCCCAAUCGAACAACAACCACAACAACAGCAAAAGCAGGCAGGCGAUGCACGCUUGACGAAUUGGAAUAUACCAAACUUGCCAGAGAUUAAGGCGGAUAUCAAAGAAGACCCAUCACCAAUCAUUAAUCGCGCGGCUGCCGAGUUGACACCAUCGCCAGAACCGUUGUCGCCCGUGUUGAAUAACCUAAAUCAAUCAAAUUUACCCGCAGCCUACAAACCGAUUUUUCCGCCUGUUCCAAAUCAAUAUCAGCGCACUGCAGUUGCUGGUGGCGGCGGAGGUGCUUGCGAUCCAUCAAAUGCACAGCUCACUCCCAUCACAGUUGAGAAGCAUAAUGAGAAUGGCGCCUAUGGAGGCAGCCAACAGCAACAGCAGCUGCGUCCACCAGCGCCAAAUUACGCAACGCAUCCUCUGCGUCAACAGCAAACGCUUCCAGAGCAGCCACCUAAGAAUCUGCUCAACAAUCCCAAUGUGGGCGUUUGGGAGGAGCAAUUUGCCAAUGUGUUGGCCUUUGCCGCCGCAGCAAUGAGUAAUUUCAAUGGCGGCAGCAAUCAGUUUAACAUGCAGAAUUUAUUGGCCGCCACAGCGCCAAGUGCAAUGCAGCAUUCGCAAUGGAAUUUGCCCUUCAAUCAUAUGGCACAGCGAACCCAAAACUAUCAGCAACAUUUGCAAUUGCAACAACCGCAACAACAACCACAUCAGCCAUUGCAAUCAUCUUUCGCACAGCAACCAAACGCUGGUGAUGAUGUCACAAUGAUGGCCGCAGCCGAUGUGAAUAAUGCUGGUGCCGUUGGCGGUGGCGGAGGUGUUGGUAGUUGUGAGCGUGGCGCAACGAUAAGUAAUCUGUUGAACUUGGAUAGCGAUCAGCUGGUGCGCGUCAACCAGGAGGAGCAGCAAAUGUUUCGAUUUACCAACGAGGAGCUGCAGCUCUCCAAUCUUACCAUAUCGGUGUAG
Molecule: messenger RNA, 1545 nt
Organism: Rhagoletis zephyria (snowberry fruit fly)
Lineage: Eukaryota; Metazoa; Arthropoda; Insecta; Diptera; Tephritidae
Product: proto-oncogene c-Rel-like
Biological process (GO): response to cytokine; cellular response to stress; positive regulation of transcription by RNA polymerase II
Cellular component (GO): nucleus; cytoplasm
Molecular function (GO): RNA polymerase II cis-regulatory region sequence-specific DNA binding; DNA-binding transcription factor activity, RNA polymerase II-specific
Source: RefSeq, a predicted model, not a curated record